Molecule: messenger RNA, 78 nt
Organism: Spirodela intermedia
Lineage: Eukaryota; Viridiplantae; Streptophyta; Magnoliopsida; Alismatales; Araceae
Source: the annotation of a GenBank genome assembly
AUGAAUGUGUAUCUGUGCGUUAUAAUGAUAAAUAUAAAUAAAUGCUUUUUUUUCCUCCUUUGUCUACAAAAAAUAUGA